Mizuhopecten yessoensis (Yesso scallop) is the source of this 444-nucleotide messenger RNA. Its product is annotated as target of rapamycin complex subunit lst8-like. The transcript is spliced from 4 exons. Bases 1 to 429 code for a protein of 142 amino acids. Lineage: Eukaryota; Metazoa; Mollusca; Bivalvia; Pectinida; Pectinidae. Gene Ontology annotation, biological process: regulation of actin cytoskeleton organization; TOR signaling. The record is from RefSeq and is a predicted model, not a curated record. Gene Ontology annotation, molecular function: protein binding. Gene Ontology annotation, cellular component: TORC1 complex; TORC2 complex.
AUGAGUGGGUCUAACGGUAACACUGAUCCUGUGAUCUUGGCCACUGCUGGAUAUGAUCACACGAUUAGGUUCUGGCAGGCCCACAGUGGGAUCUGCUACCGAACUGUACAGCAUCCAGACUCUCAGGUCAAUGCAUUGGCAAUAACACCAGAUAAACAGCUAAUAGCUGCUGCAGGAUAUCAGCACAUACGUAUGUAUGAUCUUAACUCUAACAAUCCAAAUCCUGUCAUCAACUACGAGGGUAUUUCCAAAAACAUCACAGGUGUGGGAUUUCAGGAGGAGGGCAAGUGGAUGUACACUGGCGGAGAGGAUAAUAACGUCCGAAUCUGGGACCUCAGAUCCAGAAAUCAACAAUGCCAAAGACUGUUCCAAGUGAAUGCCCCAAUCAACUGUGUCUGUCUCCACCCCAAUCAGGUAAGUAUAAGAUAGAUAAUGAAAACCAAG